CGUCGACGCCAGUCCAACCAUGGUGGCUGCUGCGCCUGCAUCGAACCCGCACGUCCGCACGGCGGGCGAUUUCACGUACGAAGUGUACGACAUCGACUUUUCAAUGCACCGCGAGCAUCGCGACAAGCUCGUGCGUCGCAUGGCCGCGCUGCCGUCGCUCGCGCCGUCGUCGUUUGCUGUCCUCCACGGCGGGUCCGAAGUCAGCGAGUACGACCAGGACACGAUGGUGCCGUUCCAACAAGAAAGCAUGUUCCAGUACCUGUUUGGGGUGAAAGAGCCCGACUGCGCCGGCGCGAUUGAUUUGACCACAGGUCGGGCCAUCCUGUUUGUUCCGCGGCUGUCGGCCGAGUGGGCGAUUUGGUGCGGCGACCGCAAGCCGCUCGAUUGGUUUCGCUCGCACUACGGCGUCGACGACGUGUUGUAUGCCGACGACAUGGCGGCGGCGCUCGACGCCCGCGGCGCCAAGACUUUGUUCGUGCUGCGCGGCGUAAACCUGGACAGCGGCCGGACGACGACAACGACGUCGACGUUCGCUGGCAUGGACAAGUUUGUUGUCGACACGGCGGCGCUGCACCACGAACUGGUCGAAUGCCGCGUGAUCAAGACCGAGAAGGAGCUCCACUUGCUUCGCUGGAUCAACAAGCUGACGUGCGAAGCGCACGUCCAAGUCAUGCGCACGAUCGUGCCGGGCAUGAUGGAGUACCAUGCCGAAGCAACGUUCCUACACACGUGCCACAGCAAGGGCGGCGCCCGCUUCCAAGCCUUCACGUGCAUUUGCGGCAGUGGCCACAAUGCUGCUGCCCUCCAUUACGGCCACGCCGGAGCGCCCAACGACAGCGUGCUGGCCAACGGCGACAUUUUCCUCAACGACAUGGGGUCGUCCUACCACGGCUACGUGUCAGACAUUACGUGCACGUUUCCCGUCAACGGCAUGUUUACGGCAGACCAGGCGUUCAUUUACAAUGGUGUGCUCGACGCUCACAAUGCUGUCCUGGCCGCCAUCAAGCCGGGCGUGUUGUUUACGGAUCUCCACAUCCUUUCCCACCGCAUCCUGACGGCCCAUCUCUUGGCCGGCGGGCUGCUGCAAAAUGGCACGGUCGACGAGUUGAUGGCGGCUGAAAUCACCGCGUUCUUUUACCCGUGUGGACUCGGCCACAUGAUGGGCCUCGAUCUGCACGAUGUCGGCGGGUACCUCCCUGGGACCGGCCGCACCGACACGCGCAUGCUCCGAAAGCUCCGCUGCGGCCGCGUGCUCGAGACAAACAUGGUGGUCACGGUGGAACCUGGUUGCUACUUCAUCGAAGGCCAAAUGGACGAAUUGCUGACCAACCCAGACACGGCCAAGUACGUCAACGAGCACGUGCUGCGUCGAUUCCGCGGCUUUGGCGGCGUGCGUGUCGAGUCCGACGUGAUCGUGACCGAAACCGGCGUUGAAAACAUGUCCCUUGGGGUCCCCCGCACGAUCCAAGACAUCGAGCGCGUCAUGGCGUCAGCCAAGUAACCCGAUCGUCGCUACCGUCCUCCAUGACUACAUAGUUGGUUCUAAUUGCAUAUGUGAUAUGGCGUGUGUUUCGUUUGGA
Molecule: messenger RNA, 1580 nt
Organism: Aphanomyces invadans
Lineage: Eukaryota; Oomycota; Saprolegniomycetes; Saprolegniales; Verrucalvaceae
Exons: 3
Coding region: 20-1501 (493 amino acids)
Molecular function (GO): manganese ion binding; metalloaminopeptidase activity
Source: RefSeq, a predicted model, not a curated record